This is a messenger RNA of Halteromyces radiatus, 1162 nucleotides long. RefSeq lists its product as uncharacterized. NCBI's taxonomy places the organism in Eukaryota, Fungi, Mucoromycota, Mucoromycetes, Mucorales, Cunninghamellaceae. The coding region runs from base 80 to 1006 and encodes 308 amino acids. The record is from RefSeq and is a predicted model, not a curated record. The transcript has a single exon.
CUAUAUUUACUUCUUAUAUUCCCCACUCUUUCUUUUUGUUCUUUUUUAUAUAUACAUUCUUUAACAAACAUCGACAGUCAUGGAAAAGACAUUUGCCGGAUUAUUACGCCAUUCUCGACUUGCUUCAUAUGAUCGUACACUUCCUCAAGUAUAUACAACACCAAAGAAGGCGAAAAAGGUCGGCAAUUGGGGAUUUAAACGAGGGCUUCCUACUGUGGUACGAACACGAUAUGUAACUGUAGGUGAUCUUGAUACAGCUGAACAUCAAACACCAUGGCAAUCAGGGGAAAGUCAAGUACUUUUUGUUAAACGAUGGAAAGAGAAUUUCCCCAAUUCCAAGGCACCAGCACCUCGACGAGAACAAGUACAACACAAUGUAGCGGCCAUGACCCCUCGACAAUUUAAACAAUUUUUGAAACAAGCCAGUCAACAAGCACCUGCUUUCCAACAAGCAUUGAAGAACAAGGAAUUAGUACCGGAACAAGUAUACGACUAUUUAUCAUGUCAUUUCAAUAAGGAUUUGGUGAAUGAUCAACAACAAGAUGGUGGUAUAGUGGGACCUACUUAUAGUGAUCAUCAAGUGGAAUGGAACUAUCCUGUUUUGGGUCGUAUUUUGAACGUUGAUACAGAUGGUUAUGCAGUGGGUAUUAGUGGUGUGGUAGCCAAAUUACCUCGUCGUCAUUCUUCUGGUUUGCGUAACAGUGGUGAUCGCCGUGUACGUGAAUUCUAUGUAGUGGAUGCUCAAUUGAAUCAACAAGGUCGACCUGAAGUCACAGUCAAUCUUCAAGCUUAUCCUUCAUCCAUGAAUUCUAUUUUGACCAGCUCAUACUACCCAACAAAGAAGAUGAAUGAACCAGCUUUGGAAGAUAUGUUUUCUGGACGACGAUCAUCAAGAUUCCAAGAUUUACGUAAUGAUUCCGACAAUAUUCAACCUAAUCCCAAUCAUCAAGAACUUAUGACCCGCAUCUCUGGUUUAUUGGAUACUUCUACCAACAAAAAGAAAUAAAUCUACAUUCAUCUGUUUCCUCUCUUUCUCUCUCAUCGUUAUAUAGUCCCCAUUUUUUUUUUAUCUCCAUCCUCCACCUUUUUUUUUUAUCAUUAUAGAUGACAUAACAUAUAUAUUGGAUACAUAAUAAUAAUAAAAAGAAACAUUCUACUAAAA